GUGAGUCUCGAGCUCCUCAGACGGAGUGAGCUGCAGCCUCAGACCUUCACCUGACACACACCUGAGGAACCAUGUCUGCUGUCUACCUUCUCCUGCUGCUGCUCCCUCUGGUGUCAGCACAGACCUAUCACUGGGGUCCCUGUCCUACCCCCAAAGUCCAGCCCAACUUCAACCUCCAACAGUAUCUGGGAAGGUGGUAUGAGAUUGCAAAGCUUCCUGCGUCCUUCGCAAGAGGAAAGUGCAUUGAGGCGAACUACGCCAUAAGGACAGAUGGUACCAUCCAGGUGCUGAACUCUCAGUUCUAUAAGGACAAGGUAAGGGUGGCAGAAGGGACAGCAAUAGUUCAGGACCCGAGAGAACCUGCCAGACUUGGAGUCAGCUUCUCAUAUUUCACUCCCUACAGCCCAUAUCUGGUUCUGACCACUGACUACACCAGUCUGUCCGUUGUGUACUCCUGCACGGACAUCCUCCGCCUGUUCCAUGUUGAGUACGCCUGGAUCCUCGGCAGGUCACGCUUCCUGCCUCCAGAGACGGUGCAGUACGCCAAAAACCUGCUGACCAGCGAAGGCAUCGACCUGUUCAGGAUGAAGGCCACAGAUCAGACAGGCUGCAAGGAUAACUAGGGACAGAUGGAGUCUCCCAUUCACUGAACUGUAACCAAGCACAGUGGAUGUGGCAGGGCUUGACACUUAUAUAAUAUUAGGGCUGUGCAGUGUAGUAUGAACAUAUUGGGAUCAUGAUACUGUUACAAGAGGAUGCAAUUUUUUUUCAGAGAGCAAGGUGGUUCAGUCGGACAAGGUGUUGUAUAUCUGCAUCUUAAUGUUGUUCUUUUUUACAUUUUAGAGUUGCUAAAAAAAAAAUUAUGGGAAGAAAAAAUAAAACUUAAUGAUACAAUUUUAA
Molecule: messenger RNA, 900 nt
Organism: Seriola dumerili (greater amberjack)
Lineage: Eukaryota; Metazoa; Chordata; Actinopteri; Carangiformes; Carangidae
Gene: apodb
Product: apolipoprotein D-like
Exons: 5
Coding region: 72-623 (183 amino acids)
Biological process (GO): brain development; tissue regeneration; lipid transport
Molecular function (GO): lipid binding
Source: RefSeq, a predicted model, not a curated record